AGUCAGUUCAUUGGCAAUCAGGGGUCCGUCGCCUGUUGCACUGGCAAACGAGCAGCCAAUGGCAAUCACAGUAAUCCCUGUGACGUCACGACUGUCUGCCAACAUUACAACCCAAUCGUUCGUCUUCUCGUGCACCCCAUACCUGUACGCAUACAGAGCAAUCAGUGCAUUAUCGGUAUGCACGUCUCCCUCAGUCUCGUCAGUUCUCCGUCUGGCCUCGCAUGAGUGCGCUCACGGAUUUUGUUUUCGGUACUCGGACCGGGGGAAGCGCCCGUGUCUCCACGAAGUAUCUCCUCGUCUCAUUCGUCCCGGUCGCCGGUGUGCUGUGGAUCGCUCGGCGUAAUUGCCUGCUUCCUUUUUUGUCGCACAAACUGCAGACGGAGAUUUGUGUUACUUCGCUAAUGAUGGCCAACAACCCUCCGGCGAGUGUUGCUGUCUGAUUGGUGCACCUGCAUCCAUGAAUGCGCGCACGGGUGUGAUGGUCGCCUUUACAUAAGAAGGGACUGUACUUUUUUGCUGACCAUUUGUUGUUCUAAGGGGCGUGGCUACUCAAUACAGGAGGUCUAGCUGAUGCUUCCUGGACGUCACAUGGUCUAAACCGCCUCUGGCCUUGGCAGUCAUCAACUAUGUCACCAUGAGACUAACUGGUCUUCUCCUCGUUGUCUUCCUACUCUCCCUCUUCCUGGUAACGGACGCAAGGCUGCGCUUCAAGGACGAGACGACGUCCUGCGAGAACGAGGCUGACUUUGAGUGCGAGCCCGGCGUCUGCAUCAACGCCACCCUCAAGUGUAACUCAGCCUACGACUGCGAGUCCUUGGCGGACGAGUCAGUCCUGCUGUGUGGAUGCCCGUCGGGUGAGUUUAGGUGCCAGAAUUCCUGUAUCCCGCUUCAGCAGCGUUGUGACGGGGAGUGCAACUGUGCUGUGAACUGUGCCGACGAAGAGAAUUGUAACAGCUUCCAUUGCCUACCUGGUUUCCAGAAAUGCAAGAAUGGUCUGUGCCAUCCAACCUAUGUGUGGUGCGACUUCUACAAUGACUGCGGGGACAUGUCUGAUGAGGCUAACUGCGAAAGGCCUGACUGUUGGUUUACGGAGUAUCAAUGUGACAACAAGCAGUGCAUCAAUUCUUUUUUCGUGUGUGACGGCAUAGAGGACUGUGCAGAUGGUUCUGAUGAGGGGAACUCUACUUGCUCCGAAGACAAAUUUGCGGACUGCGGGGACGGCACUCGCGUCCAUAAACACAACUUCUGCGAUGGCAUGGCCGACUGCCCGCUCAAUGAGGCCGACGAGUCCAACUGUCAGUGUAAAGCGAAGGCCGAAUUCCAAUGCAACAACUCCAAGUGCCUUCCACGGGCCAAGAAGUGCGAUAGGCGCUGUGACUGUCUGGACUGUGAGGACGAGGAUGGCUGCGAAAAUAAAGACAACUGCGACACGGACGAUCACUUCUUCUGCCCAAUGAUCAAAGAGUGGGAACACAUGCUGCCCGUGUGCCUCCGGAAAGAGUUCAUCUGCGAUGGUUACGGGGACUGUGACAAGACCGAGGCGGACGAAUUGUGUUUUGACGGAGAAGGUCCUCCCGACUGCAGUGCAAAAGGACUGAUCGGUUGCGGUGCAGGGGAUCCACGGUGCCUGCCGCCGUUCACGAAAUGUGACAAGACAUUGCACUGCCUGGGGGGCUUCGACGAAAAACAAAACUGCUCGGCGCCCUCACCAUGCCAACCCGGACAGUUCCGGUGCCGGAGAGGGGGCAGGUGCUUCAACGAAACCAUACGAUGUGACACUUACACCGACUGCUUUGAUGGCUCGGACGAAGAAGACUGUGAGUCGUUCGUGUGCCCAGCUGAUACAUGGAAAUGCGCUGCCGGUCACUGCAUACCGUACAGCUUCCUCUGUGACUUUCGCCUGGACUGCUAUUAUCACAAGAACGGCACUAAGGACAUAUCGGACGAAACCAGCUGCAGCACGUCCCAUUACAUUCGGCCUAGCUCCACCGAGAGAGGGCGCUCCGUGGGAUUCGUCAAAGUUGGAGACAGGUCGUGCGAAGAGGAUGAGUGGCAAUGCCGAAGUGGCCAGUGCAUUGAGGCCUGGCGGCGCUGUUUCGCCCACAGUGACGAUGAAUUCGGGGGCUGCGCGGACAAAUCUCACCUCCGGAACUGCAGUGACUUCGUGUGUCCAGAUGGUUCUUUUAAAUGUGCCCGAUCACAUUGCAUUGAAUCGUCGCAGGUGUGCGACCGUAAAAUUAACUGCAUAGAAUCCUGGGACGAUGAAACUCAAGACUUGAACGAUUGCACGCAGGAGUGUUCCUCAUCUGGAUGUAACUGCUCACACUUUGACAUGCAUUGCUCUAAUCUCGGUCUACACGGGUCAACAUUUAAUAUCAAUGCUCAAGAUACGCGCUUAAUCAAACAUUUCUAUUUGGAAGGAAAUAGUAUGGGCUAUCUUUUGGAAGACGGAAAUGCUUUGAGUGGUUUGACAAGGAUGAUACUCCUGUAAGCCAAUAAAUUGUUUAUGAAAGCUUUGUUUAUUAAAAAAUAUGUUGUUUUUUAGUAGCUGUUCUGUUAGCUUUUGUUAAUUAUAAAUUCCAAUAUUACUGG
This is a messenger RNA of Acanthaster planci (crown-of-thorns starfish), 2592 nucleotides long. RefSeq names its product G protein-coupled receptor GRL101-like. Gene Ontology annotation, molecular function: G protein-coupled peptide receptor activity; protein binding. The record is from RefSeq and is a predicted model, not a curated record. Lineage: Eukaryota; Metazoa; Echinodermata; Asteroidea; Valvatida; Acanthasteridae. Gene Ontology annotation, biological process: hormone-mediated signaling pathway; adenylate cyclase-activating G protein-coupled receptor signaling pathway; activation of adenylate cyclase activity. Gene Ontology annotation, cellular component: plasma membrane.